GGCGGCUAAUGAAAUGCACCUGCGCAUGACCGACAACACGGAAUUGUGGGAUCAAAGAGCACCUUCCCAAGAUGGCUGCUUUCGUCAAACUUAUACAUUUCGCCGACUUACAAAUAUAGGUCCAUCUUCAGUAGCAGCUGCAGUGAAGAGAAGAUCAAUCAUUAAACCAGGUAACUAGCCAGCUUUAACAGAUGUUCCACUUCUCUUCUUCCAGUUUUUCAACAACUGAAGUGGAAAACAGUUUAGUAUUUUAAAUCUUUGCCAAUACCCUGGGAUAUUUUUCAUCCAAUAUUAACUGUUGUGUAGAAGAUUCCAGAAAAUUAUCAUCAUGGCAGAUGACCCAGGACACAAGGCCAUGCUGUACUUUUUGGAAAUUCUUAUGUACAGCAAUACACCCAUGACCAUCAGCCAGUUGGCUGGCCGCUUUGGCAGUCGAAACUUUUCGCAGGAAAUGCGGCAAAGUGCUGGUGGAAAUGAGGCAGGCCUUCGGAAGUUUCUGUUAAAAUAUCCAUCCCUCUUCACUGUGAGUGGAAACCUGGUGAGUUUGAAUGAUGGAACAGCACCUCUUGGGGGGAACUUUCGUGAAAGCAGCCCAGCUUCUUCCUCAAACCACAGCCUUCCUGAUGUUUCCACCGAGACGGAGGCUGUGCAGUACUUUCGAGCCAAGCUUUUGAAAAAGGGUGAGAAGUGGAUGCCAGUGAAAAGCCUGGCAGGACACCUAUCCCAAGCUUCCCCAGAAAUUCGGGAAUGUGUGGGACCACAGAACGAAUUUCAGGCCUGGCUCAUUCGGCAUCCGCUUAUUUUCGAGGUGAAGGAUGACCUUGUGUGUCUCAAGGACAGCAUUCGUGGCAAUAUGGCCGACUCCAGCUCUGACACUAGGGAAGAAUUUUUACUUCCUGGCACAGAUCGAGCAAAUCUCCAGAGUCUUCCAAUACAGCACACUCCAAAAAUAAAGCGUCGACCAAAGUCUCUGGAGGUGCGGGAAGCAAGGCCCACCUUGUCGCAGGCCAAGGUGGCAGCAGCAGUAACUGCAAGUGGAAAGCCAGGGCCUAUUACAAUGACAGCCAAUGAGUACAAGGCUGUUAUGUUCAUCAAAAGUGUCAUUGACAAGAAAGGUGACAUGAAAAUUAACAGUCUGUCUGGCCACUUCUCUCAGGCCCCUGAGUCAUUACGUAACACCAUUGGUUGGAGCAAACCCGAGCUUGAGCGGUUUAUUCAGUCACACAGCAACAUUUUCACCAUUUCUGAAGAUGAAACAGUAUCUGUGAUAAAAAAUACCCGGCUGAAUGUCAUAAUCACUGGCAGCCGUCCACAAGCUCAAAAUAAACCAACUGUGGUGAAUCGAGAAGGAAAGAUUUUUCAUGUUGCCAAACUCUGGGGCAUCAUUGAUUUGGGCAAACAUGAACAUGUUUUCAUUGAUCGUACUAUUUUUGGGAAACACAUUGAUGAUCUCAACAAGCUUUUAAAGGUUGGUGAAGUUGUUCGUUUUGAUGCCAUCCCAGCUCCCAAAGGGAGUAGAGCCAGAUGGCGGGCUACUAAGGUGUGGAAGGAAAAUGAGUCUAUUGAAGACCUGAUUGAGAAGGUGGCUGCUAAACUUGAUUUGUCUCUUGAUGGAAUACCUCAUGAACCAGACACACCCAUGGGAAGCAUGAAUGAAGAAAUUCGCAAGAUCUACCCUGAUCUGGAUGAUAGCUCUGAGCCAAACUCUGCUACAACUCCCCUGAACAUUGGAGGUAUCAACUACGCCUUUUCUGAUGCAGCUCCAAGUGGGGCAGGUGUUGUGCCAGUGUGGAAUUUUCACCAUGCGGAGUUGGCAGGUAUGAAAGACCCAGAUGACAUCUGCAAUAGUGAUGAUGAAGAAGUCUUGCCACACCUCUCCAUGGUAGCUGAACGACACAUUAUGAACCGUUCAGUGCUAACAGAUAGUCCUCGUUCUUUACGGGAUUCUGCAUGUUCAAAUGGUGGUGAGAUUGCUCCCAUGACCUUGUCACCAGUUAAUGUAACAGCCUGUAGGAAAAAAAUGGUCACUGUAUCAUGUCAGACCAUUGUUACUGGUGAGAUUUUGGCUACACAAUUAUUUCAUGAGGACAUAAGCGUUUAGAUAGAUCUUUGAACUUGGACAUUUACCUCUAAAUUGGUGCCAUCUUAUUUUAGAGCUAAAAGUUGCUGCUUGAUUUUUGUACCUCUAAAAUAAUCUCUGUGUUUUACUGAGCCAUCCUGUCUUUCUUUUACACUCACACACAGAAAAUAGGAAUUGGUGCAAUUUUAAUAAAUCUGUUUUUGCUUAACUCCCUCUUCCACUACCUAAAACACCAUACCAGUUGGCGUUUUAAUUUUUGAAUUAUAGUAACUCGUAGCUGUACCUCCCAUGUAACCUGUUAGUUUUGGUGUGUUUUGUGUAAUCUGUAGCUGUCCUCUACACCUGGUGUGUGACAAUUUCUCCAGAAAUAUUGUUCAACUUUGUAGCAAUCACAAGAAAGGUUUUGCUUUGUAGUUGUGUGGCAAGUUUGAAAGGCUAGUGAAAACAAAAGUAGAGUACCUGUUAUUUCAAGCACUGGAGGCUUAUUGCCGUGUGUAGUUGCUGUUGCUGACCUGUUUGGCUGUACCUUCAUAUUAUUGCUCAGACAGAUGUGUUCCUUGACUUUUCAGCUAUGUCAUUGUAAUGUUUCAACAAACUGCUGAAACUGGCCUUGACAUUUUGUUGUACUGUCACAUUGUGGAUGUGAUUUACUCCUAUUUAUCAUGAAAUAAGAUAUUUUGUUUUUAGUGUAAUAUUAGAGUUGAAUUUUACUGAAGAAUCAGUUUACGUUCAUUUACAUGGUGCACUUUAAGGGCUAGACCUUGCACUCCAUAUAUAUUGCAGACAUUUAAAAAAAAAUUACAUGAAAGAAAGGCCUUUAAUGUUUAAGUUUAAAGGUAUGUAACUACUUAUAAGUGAGUCAUUUAGUGUGCCAAAGAUAUGGUUCGUCAAAGCAUCAGUGGUAACUGGUACAUUGUUAUGCAGACAAGUACAUGCAGGGCUUCUGCUUACGCAAAAAAAUUACGUACAGUACUCAUUAAAAGUUCGGAGGACCCCUUCAAUUUUCGUUAAUGGGGUCCCCUUCAAAUUUGGGCGAAGAACAGGGGCCCCUUAAAAAUCUGAAGAAGGGGUCCCUGGGACCCCAAAGAAUUUAGCCUUAGCAGAAGCCCUGAUAUGUAAUAUUUUUAUAUAAAUUAUAAGACAAUAAUUAGUAUAAUACUCAAAAUCUCAUCAGGUGGAAAAACUAUGUAAAGCUUUCGAGCUGUAGCAUUAAAAUACUUGUGGUUACUGGGUUGUUUUGGUCUUUUGUUUUUGGAAUCACUUUUGAGGCCCACAUAGAUAAAGUGAAGAAAUGAGAAAAAGAAAAGUAACCCAUAUAGUAGGGAGGAAGGGAAAGAAAAGUCUUGUCCCUUUGUUUUGAAGUGUAAUGACAUUCGCUUGCUCUCAGUUUGUGAUAUUAAAUGUAAAUUGUCUGAAAUUUGUGAUUUCAAAGCAGUUUUAAAAGCUAAUAUUGACUAGCUAAUGUGUUCCAUAGUAAUUUAGAUAUGAUUAAGAUAAAGAACUACCGUUACCUGAUUUUAUUAUUACCUGUUAAAAUUUUUAACUGAAAAACCAUAAACUUUGAAAGCCUAUGAAUUUUAGACAUGCAUGCUUUCAGCUUUAAAAUAUUGCUUUGUCUGAGUGGCUUUAGUUUGUAUUUGUAAUUUAGUAUCUAAGUUUUAUAGCGCAUAUUUCAUUCAUUUGUACCUGGUACUGGUUGUUGAGGGAAAUGCAGGGAUAGAUGCAAGAGCUGACAGGGUGUACUGCUCAAACCUAUCUUGUGUGAUGGUGAACAGGUCCUGUACAGGACAACCAGUCCAGUCUUUGACAUUUGUGAGCCAGCGAAAGUUGUAGCAUUAUUAUACUGAUGGAGGGAGGUUUUUUGCAUAAGUUUCGAACACUUUAUCUGGUUAAUCAAUCUUUAUUGUUGUCUGUAUGAAGCACAAAACAGAAAUUUGGCUCAGACAAGAACACUUACAAAUGAAGACAACACAGAUAAGUUGAUUAUACAUAUAUAAAAACAUGCGUGCACAUAUCUGCGCACGUACAUCUCAAAAACAAAAUGCUAAAAAUGAAAGAUUGAUUACUAAGUGUUGAUAACACAAUUUUAUAAAGAUGGCAACCAAGAUUAUAAGGAAUUGUUUAAGGGUGUGCUGCUGUCAGGGUAGUUUACCCUAAGGCAGUUUUAACUGACAAAUCAGGGUAGAAUGCACAGAUGUAAAUGCCAUGCUAUGAACAUCCUUUGAGAAUAGCAGGUUGCAUGCAGGAGGAAACCUAGUGAGCAGUGUGUUAUUGAGUGAACACUCAAGUGAUUGCAAGGUUAGAUUUCUUGUGGUCUUUGGGUAACGAUGGGGUUGAUGUUGAGUGAUAAAAAUUGGUCUAUAGGACCCAGAGAUGGUGGUGGUGAUGAAGUAAUAACAAUAAUAAUAACACCGCCAUAGUAAUAAAGCACCUCUUCACAGUGUAGGGAACUCAAUGCAGUUUGCGAAAGAGAAUACCACAAAAGACAUCAAAUGAGAGACUUAAGAUAGAUAUCUGUGUGGAAUGAAAGGAUGUUGGUCUGUACUCUAGAUGUGCAAGUACAUAGCAAAUUGUCAACAUUUUAGGAGGGGUUUUCGGUGGUACUUUGGCACAGAUAGUUUUAAUGGUUAGUGUAUUUUGAUUUCUUUUACUUUGGAGAGAAUGCAAAGCUGACCAGAUAAAAGAUACUGAUAAAGAAGAUGACUAAUUGGAUCCAAAUUGUAUGCAUAGGAGUUGCACUCAUGAUUAUAAUUCACAACAGGACUAUUUCUUGUUAACAAAAUCUUUUGCGUAGUUCUUUCUAAGAAUAAUUCCUUAACCUUUAAAAUUAAACGUUUAAAAAUAUGUCAACUAGUUAUUUACUUUUAUGUAUGAUAAACCUUAAGUAGUUGAAGUAGAAUCUACUUUUCUCCUCCCCUUAUUUAGAUGGCCAUGUGAGGGUGAAACAUAGUUUGUACCUGGGUAAUAUACUGAUUUUCCUAGAAAUGGUUCAUGGUUGUUGACAAUUUUGUUAUGCAAAUGUAUUGCCUUUCAUCAUAUGCAAAUGUGUUCAGCAUCAUAUGCAUCUCUAAGUUAGGUUGCUAUAUUGUAGCACUCAUUUAAGGGUCAUGCCCUUGUUGGGAACAGUUUUCGAAGGCAUUUGAUGUACAUGCUAAUAGCUAUGGUUAAGAACUUUGGCUUUGACUUGCUAGCCUUAUGGUGAGAAAUGAUUUGAAUGUUUGCUAGGAACUUGGGUUUUCACUUAAGUAAAUUAAAAAAAUUGAAAUGUGAUAUGACUUUUGACUCUUCAAACUAAAAUAUAUGAAUGUUCUUUAAAAUGCAAGGGACUUUUAGACCAUCAAUUAAAAUUAUUAAGUUUACAGUCGCUUAGAUACAUUUUUGGGCUUGUAAUGAGCAGUUGCAGGAAAUAUAUACUUCGGUCUACUUAAAGUAAUAUCACCUUGAUCUUGAUCCCUGAUUUCAAGAAACUGUAUUAAUUAUAAGUGUUAUGGGUUGUUUUGUAAAAUUGUCGCCGAUGUUUUAUAACCAGCAUUGAAGAAACAUCAGCUUUUGUAUGUUUGGUUUAUGACAAAAUCUUGCAUGCUGAAAACUCUAUUCUAAACUACAAUUUUCUCAGACUUAAAUUUAUUCACCUUUUGUAAGACCCCUUGGGAGAUUUUAAUUUUUUCCUAAGUGAUUUACAAACAUUUGUGCAAAUUGUUAAUGGAAACACUGUAUUUAGUAUCCUAAUAUUUUUUCCCUGUGUGUGACAUUAUGUCCAUGAUGUUAAAGAUGAUACACUUUUGUAAACUGAUAUUAGUGCUAACAAGUAAAUUGUUUAAUUAGAACAAUUAAUCAUUUUACUCUUCUAAUUUAGUUUUUGCUCAUCCUCAGAAUGAGUGUAGUUUUCUGACUACAUGUAUUUGUUAGAGAGAUUUGUAAAGAGAAAGUCAUUGAGGUUAAAUAUUUAUUGAAUGUAAACAUAUACUUGGUAUUGAAGAUAUAAUUGGUGAUAUCUAGUGUGAAAGUUCUCUUCCAGUCAAAGGUUUUUUUUCCCUUCUCUCUGGCCUUGUAUCUAUAAAUAGAUUUCUUUCGAGUCAUCCUUUAUACCUUGGCUUCUGAAUAUGGAGAAAAAUCAUUAGCCAGUGACAUCUGUUCAUUCAUCUAUUAAAUUGUAAGGUUCUGCUUUUCCAAGCAGUCAUCUGUGCAAAGAACACAUUUUAAAAGUUUUUAAAAGGGUACUGAAUCAUUAAUUUUUGCAUAAAGUUUCAUUUAGUCAUUUUAUGUAUUUGCUUACAAAUUGAUACUUUCUGAAUAAAACAAGUACAGACAGAAGGAAACAGAAUGUGAAGCCUACACUAGCUGACAAGAACAUUAAAUACAAUUUACUGAUUUAUAUUUUCAGUGAUUCAGUGGCAGGGUUAUCAACUUGCUAAUAAUAGCACACCAGUGUUAGAUUGGAUUAUUUCUGUAAUCAACAAACAAAUCUGUUAGCUGUAUCAAAACUGUAGACUUUUUAAAUGUUUAUCUCACAUUUUGCAUCAAGACUUACAAGAAUCAUAAUUUGACAAGAAUUACAGGUUUAAGUCUCCUCACAUUAGAUUUUUUUUUUUUUUUACAUAAAUCUUCCACAAAAAACUGAAUGACCUGUGCUGCCCACGCUCUUUCCUUUUACCUGAGGCUUGGUUUAGGGCAGCGGUUCUCAACCUGUGGGGCGCGCCCCGACGUGCUUACAAGGGGGUCGCGAAGGUGGUCAUUUUUUUAACGUUUCUUAUAACGCUAUUAGUGAAAUUAGCUUACAUUGCUGGCUAACGGGGGCGCGCGGACGUACCUUUGUCAGGGGGGCGUCACUGGUAAAAGGUUGAGAACCGCUGGUUUAGGGAGAUUACAGAAAGCUAGAGGUGAUGCUACAACAGCCUUGUCUCUGCCUAUGUAUAUAAAUUGAGUUGUCAUCAGUGUCCAAGAUUUGUAACGUAGUAUUGUUAGAUUCAUUUCAGAUCUUUGUUUUGAAAUAGCAAAAAACUUGUUUUAGUAUGAUAUCCCAGUGAAUGCCAAGGCUCUUCAGGGCUUCUGCUUACACAAAAAAUUGCGUACAGUACGCAUUAAAAGUUCGGAGGACCCCUUCAAUUUUCGUCAAUGGAGUCCCCUCCAAAGUUGGGCAAAGAACAGGGACCCUUUAAAAAUCUGAAGAAGGGGUCCCUGGGACCCCAAAGAAUUUAGCCUUAGCAGAAGCCCUACUCUUAUUAAAAUAAAUCAUUUAACAAUAAAAAUAAAUAAACCUGCUAUAAAGGGAAAUGCAUUAAAUAAAUUGUGCAAAACUGAAAUAACCUGAUACCAUUGUUAAACAUUACAAGAAUAAAAAUUAUUUUGAAUUUAACUCCAUUUAUUUAUUCACACAUCAAACUAUGCAUUUAAACCAUAAAAUGAGUUUAUUAUUGAUGCCUUUUUGAAGGAUGGCACAGUGCUGGUGAGAAACAAAGAAGAAAAAGAUACUGCAAGAAUUGAAUAAACUUCUCAGAUAUGUUGAAUGUGAGCGCUUCUCAAGGCUAAUGCCAUGGCUUGUAAUUUUGUUGAUGUGCUUCAAGCACAUACUAUAAAACACGACUACGUUAUAUGAUUCCUCUGUAUGCUUCAGUGUUAGUUGCAAAAUGCUGAAGCUGUUUACUGUGCCAGUAAUGGUGCCAAAUAUUGUUUUCUGGGUACAUGUAUAUUGGCUGUCAUGAAAUAUCCUGAAGCAUGAUCAGGACUGGUAAAAAGGAGCUUGCUUGUUGAGAUGAAGUUUGCCUUUUGAACAGUGUGGCUUAUCUGUAGAUGUCCUCUUUAUAAUGGGAUCAUGGCCUGAAAAUGAAUUUUCACUGACCCUGAGCUGUAUACUUAAGGGCUAUUAAAUAUUGCUUGUAUUUUUGGCAUGUUUUCGCUUUUUCAUACAAGCAUUUAAUGGUCUGUAUUAUUGUAUAAUAGCCCUCACAGAGCAUAGCCACUGUACUCAACCAUGAUUAAAUGUACAGUCUAACUGCUGUUAAUGCAUGUAAGACAAAGUUAUCUUUUGAUAUUAUUUGAUACUCAUAGAAGUAAGAAUGUUAUUGAAAUUUUGGUGUUUAUCAGCUUUAUAGGGUGUGGUUUGUGAAAUGUGCUUGAGACAAAGGUAGUUACUAAUAGGUUUUGUUCAUAUUUUGUAGAUCUGCUGGGUGUUUUUGUGCCCUGCUUAUUGUACAUAAGCCAUGAGUGACCUAUAAAAUAUUGUCAGCAUUAAUUUUGAGGACAAUGUAUGCAUCCCUCAUUUUUUCUUUACUGUGACAAUUUUUUGCCAAAUGGUAGUGAUAGUUUAACUAAAGAAAGAUAAAAAUGAUUUUGUGUGUUAAAAUUUAUACUAGAAAAAGUAAAGUGGAAGAUGUGAUAUGCUAGAGAAAGUUUUGCAAAGAUGUGUUGCAAAGGCAUGAUAAAGACUGAACUAGAAUUUAUGUGUUGGAAGCAUUCAGGUACUGGCACAAUGUUGUGUAUUGUGAUGAUUCUUUUGCAUAAUACUUCAGUAACUUUCUUAACAGGUUUCAUCAACAAACUAGUCAUCAUUUUUUUUUCUUUUAUCAUCAUCAUCACUAACAUUGUCAGCACCACCACCAUACCAUCACCAUCACUGUCACUUACAUCUCACAAUCAUCACUGUUAUCUCCCACCAGCAUCACUAGUUGUAUUUUUGUUUUUAAUUUAUUUGCAGUUUGAGCUAUGAUGUUAUAUAUAUGUGUGUGUACAUCUAUUCAUGUGUGCUUGUGCGAGCAAAAGAAAGAUGAAAAAUUGUUGUGCUCCUUUUCUGUCAUUUCUUAAAGUUUCAUCAAGGCAUGAACAAAGCUGGUUGAUGUUAUUUUGAUGUACAUAUGCCUUAAACAUUUUACUCUUUUGCUUUUUUUUUUUGGAGGUGGGGUGGGGGUGGGGGAGGAGCAACCUGACCUGAAGUUUGUGGAAACAACCUGACCUGAAGCUUGAAUUAGCUGUCACCAAUACCAUUUUAUGUCAUUAGGUGUGUACAAGUUUGCUUUUGGAUAGAUUUAAAAAGUUUUAAAAUAUUUCAGCAGCAGCCAUGCUCUUGUAGAAUGUGUGUCUGUUCAUACUUGCAUGUGUGCAUGUUCAUAUAGGCUAGAUUGUUUUGGUUUUAAUUAGAGACAGCAUAAGUUGUCUUGCACAAUGCAAGUAUGCAGGCAGCAUGAUGAAUGGAUAUUGAAGAGACAUGGAUAGAUACCAUUUUUUAUGUGCUGUUUAUGACUCACCUGAAGUAGCUAGAUUGUAAAAACCUCUGGCAAGAAUAGCAUUCAUUUUGUAGCUGCAGGGAUUUUAAUAAAGUGUUUGUAGCAUGUACUGUUGAAGGAGUUACUUCCUACACUGUAAGCAUUCUGGUUUGCCAAGGGAGUUGCUAGACAUUGAUGAGGGUGAAGUAAUAAAAUGAUGGGUGGAGUAAUAGCUCGCAGUAGACAGCCUCUUCCUCUCAGUUGUUGUCUGAGAAUUGGAUUGCUUGGAUUUCUUUUCAUUGAGAGUUGCAUUUCAUUCAUCUCUUGUUAACUGCUACUUAACAAAUUGAUUUUCACCUUGGAAACAGUCAUAAUUGUAUAUAAAUGAGUCAUUUCAUUUAAUAAAAAAUUAAAAUCAUGAUACUGAGUAUGAUACCCCAGCCUAAGCCAGGCUUAUUGUAGUUUACAGAGAAGAUGAAUUUAAAACUAGGCAACAGCAAAUAUAAAAGAUAAAAUGCUAAUACAUUAUAAUAUGGAUUGUAAUACAAGGAUGUUGUCAUUUUGGAGCAGAUGUGUCCUCCAAUACUUAAUAUGUAGUAUAAAGUUACUUAAAAUAAUUUUUUUUCUUUCUGAAAAGGUUGGUGCAAGUGUAGUAGUACUUUUGUAGCUUGCAGGCAAUAUGGACUAUAUUUACACAAAGACAUUAUAUUUAAGUAAUAAUACAACCACCAAGAAUUUUUUUUGGGGGUAGAAACUUUACUUAUGGAAUACAAGGUCUAUUUAUAAUAUGCAUAUUUAAAAUGUCAAUUAAAAAUUUGAAUAUAGUAUAGUUAUCUAGAUAUAUGGCUACAAUCUUGGCUAGAAUGCUAGAGAAAAAGGUAUGAUUCUUGACAAAUUCAGAUACUUUAAGGUGGCAAAGGUAACACAUUCUUUGAUAUUGUAUUAACCUAAAGGUAUAAAGAUGUAUUUCUGCAGUACAUGCUUGUCAUAAAUACCAUCAGCUGCUUCUGCCAUUGCAUUGGCUGCACAUUUUGAGGCAUCAGUAUUUAUGUGUUGACGUCAGGUCAGUCCUGCUCUAGUUGAAAUCAUGACAGAUUUCCAGCACUCUCUCACUGUGUUAUGUUGGUUUGAUAUAUAUAUCAUCCUCACUGUGUGAUUAUUUUUGCAUAUACAUAAGUACAUGCAUGACAGAGUGUGUGACUGCCUCCCUCCUAAAUCAUGAGAGUGAAUUUGGAAGUAUGGUGACUGACGUGCAGGUAAUAGUAAGCUUUUGAUGGAGGAUUUGAGCUGUGUGGCUCUAAAGGACAAAGGUCAACUUUUACUGCUGGUGAUAAUUGAGGCCAUGUCUUCCUCCAGCCACUCUUUACUGCCAAAAACCUCUGUUGAUGUUUUGUAUGACACUUAUUGUACACAACAGUAUCUUUGUACAAUCACUAGCAUGUUUAUUAACUUAAAUGCUAUUCAGAUGUGCAAAUGACAGUUUAACACAGCAGGCAACCAUCUUUCUGCAACGCAAACUUAGGCAUGUUCAUGUUUUGUAAAAAGCGUCCACCUUGGUGUCUUUUUCAAAUACAGUGGCACUGUUUGAGCAGUGGACUUUGAUGACUUGCUCUUCUUGCCUGAAUAAACUGUCUGUACCGUA
This is a messenger RNA of Pomacea canaliculata, 10921 nucleotides long. RefSeq lists its product as uncharacterized. The transcript is spliced from 2 exons. Lineage: Eukaryota; Metazoa; Mollusca; Gastropoda; Architaenioglossa; Ampullariidae. The coding region runs from base 329 to 2101 and encodes 590 amino acids. The record is from RefSeq and is a predicted model, not a curated record.